ACCAUGCUAAGGUCACAAAUCCACAUUUACCAUAUUGCCUGUGUGAUUUUAACGUGUGAUCAUUACAUGUAGUUUAUUCCACAUGGAAAUGUCAUGUGUUUUUUUUUCUUUUCUUUUUUUUCUGUAAGGGGUGUUCAUGGUGAAUUGUGAUUAGCAGGCAUAGAGAUAGGUGACAUCAUUAAUAGAGACAGGUGAUGUUUUUUACUGAUUAGUAGGAGGGGAGUAGGAGGGAAGGAAGGAGGGGACAAUACACAGUUUGGGUUUGGAUAUUUAAAGAAUGCUUUGCCCAGGUGAGGAACAAGAGUGAAAAGCAGGGAAGGCCAGGUGAGUGGUGGUCAUGAUGAGUCAUGGAGCCUGAUCAAAUGUGUUUAUGUAAAUGUUUAAAAAUAAUUGCUGGAAAUAUGUACAUUUUUACCUUAUAUAUUAUCAAUAGCAUUAACUUCACUUGCAGACGUAUUUAUUUUUUCUGACUUAUCUGCUUUGGACAUGGCAUUAGAAAAAAUGAAAUGACAGUUUUACAUUAUGAUAUGCAGAAGUACUUGGCAUGAAAUGACUAUGAUACUAAUCAUGCAAAUCCUGCACUGUGAACUUGUUGUGCAUUUAAAGAACACACUAAAACCCUACAGUAAGGCUAUAACAUACAAUAUAUACAGUGUGGACUGGACGUUCUACACCGAAUAUCGAGUUAAGAUCAAGAAGCUCUCUGUUCAUCAAGAUACUUCACAUCAAGCAAGCACAGUAAUUUGGGACAGAUACCGAUGGCAUGCAUUUACUAAUCUUCUUUUAUUCAUAGAAAAUGGCAAACAAUAUGUGGAUAUUUGUUCUAUUGGCAGUGUUUGCUGGGAUACAUGAAUGUUCUACACAAGCGGAACCAGCCUUCAGAUAUAUCACUGUUUACAUGUUAAAUUACAAUGCAAAGGAGAAGGCCACAAACGAGCUCUACAUCACCUCCUAUCUAUCAGAUACGAAAGUGGUUGUCACUGUCAACAGGUCUCCAUUCAAGAAAGAGCUGUCAAUGCAAGGUGGAGAGCGUGUAACAGUGGAGGUACCUUCUGACACAGAAUUAAUAGGCACCGGCAAAUAUUCAAAAACAGUCCUAAUUCAAUCCAACAGGUACAUCACUAUCGUUUCCACCAAUCGGAAGACAAAUUCACUUGACACUACACUGGUGUACCCAUUGACCGAAUUUGGCCAAGAGUAUUAUAUCUUCACUCCAUUGGCCAAGAGUUUGUACCCAAAAGAGUUUGCUGUUUUUGGCUUGCAGGAUACUACUUUAGUUACUGUAGAGUUGAAGUGCACUGUCACCUUUGAAGGUAAAACUUAUAAGCCAAAUGAAAAACUUUACGCCUACAUUAAUGGAUUGGAGGUUCUCUACCUGGAGUCAAAUCAGAAAAAUGAAGACUGCACUGGGUCAAGAGUGGUGUCAGACAAGCCAGUAGGGGUCAUCUCAGGAAAUGCUUGUGCUUGGAAGAACUCCAAAUGUCAGCACGCUUUCGAACAGUUGUUACCUGUAGAGCGAUGGGGUACAUAUUUCAUUGUCCCACCUCUAGAGUAUCAGGUCCUGAUGGACUCUGUGUUUAUUUUUGCUUAUAAGCCCACUCAUGUCAUUUACCAAUUUGGUGCCAAAUCUCAGGAGAUUGAUCUCCGUUCUGGUCAGUGGAAAGAGAUUCAAAUGGACAGGAGUUCACCGUUAGUCAUCUCUUCCACUCUGCCCAUUCAAGUCCUCUACUACUGCACUGGUGGUAAAUUUAGUGAUAACACUGUAUUUGACCCAUUUAUCAUGAACAUUGAACCAACUGAUAAGUUCUGUGAAUCCCGCACCUUAGAGGGUAUGGAGGACUUUACUAACUAUGCCCUUAUUGUUGCCAAGACCAGUGACAUUAACAAAGUGAUAUUUGAUGACAAGCAUCCAUCUUUCAAGUGGCUGAAAGUUGAAGGAACAGAAUACUCUUGGGCUCAUUACACCUAUGAUAAAGGAAGAAGUCACCACACAAUGAAGAGUCCCCAUGCCCCCAUUGGGGUUUAUAGUGUUGGCACAGUGGAUAGGAACAGCUACGGAGCUCCUGCAGCCUGUGGACUGCUGACCUGCACCUACAAGGGUAAGUCCUAUCUCCCUGAUGAACGCUUCUGGGAGGACUCUGCCUGCACACAACUCUGCGAGUGCAACCCUUCCACAGGUUUUGUCGAUUGCCAGAAAUCUGAGUGCAAAGCUGGAGAGGAGUGUAAAGUCAUAGAGGGCCAUAAUGAAUGUGUGGCAAAAGGCAUUACUGCACCUGCAUAUGCAGGAGAAGGAAAGAAAACUCAGACAAAUGUGAUUGUGAAUAUCUACAAGUUUCCAAUGAACAAAAAGGUGGACACGCAAGGUUCAAAAUCUGUGACGGUGGAAAAAGGGACCCCUGAAAUUGAAAUUCAUGGUGCUGGCAAAUAUCCGAAAACGACAGAUGUUCAGACCAACAAGGUCAUCACCAUUACGGGCGAGAGUCAAGUGAAGAAUUCAGUUGACCUAUCACUGGAGUACCCAGUGAGUGAAUGGGGCCAAGACUAUUAUGUCUUCACUCCACCAGCAAGAGGAUACCAAAAACAACUAGCUGUCUUCAGUGGACCGGAUGCCUCUUCAGUAUCAGUAGAUUUGAGCUGUACUGUUAGCUUCAGAGGUGAAACUUAUAAUCCACAUGACAAACUAACUGUAAAUCUUGGCGCAUCUGAGAUUGUCUACCUGCAGUCCGAUGAAGACUGCACUGGGUCAAGAGUGGUGUCAGACAAGCCUAUAGGCGUCAUCUCAGGACAUGCUUGUGAUUUGAACUCCAAAUGCCAGCACACCUUAAAACAGCUGUUACCUGUAAAUCAAUGGGGCACAUCCUACAUUAUCCCACCUCUAGAGUAUCAGGUCCUGGUGGACUCUGUGUAUAUCUUUGCUUCAAAGCCCACUGAUGUCACUUAUCAGUUUGGUGACAAAUCUCAGGUCAUUAAUCUCAGCGCUGGUCAGUGGAAAGCACUUCCAAUGGGUAAGAAUACACCAUUAGUCAUCUCUUCCACACAGCCCAUUCAAGUCCUCUACUACUGCAAUGGUGGCAGAUUUAGUGAUGGCUCUGUAUUUGACCCCUUUAUCAUGAAUAUUGUACCCACUGACAAGUUCUGUCAGGCCAACGUCCUAGGAGAUAUGGACGGCUUGAAUAACUAUGCCCUUAUUGUUGCCAAUACCAAGGACAUUAAUGAAGUGCAAUUUGAUAACAAGCGUCCAUCCUUCAAGUGGCAGCAAGUCCAAGGGACAGAAUACUCUUGGGCUCCUUACACCUAUGAGAAAGGAAAAGGUCACCACAUUGUGCUGCAUCCCUCUGCUCCCAUCAAGGUCUACAGUGUGGGCACAGCAAAACAAAAUGGUUAUGGAGCUCCUGCCUCUUGUGCUCGAUUUUCAGGAUUUCGUCUGAAAAAUUGAGGAGAUAGGCUAAUGAACGGAAUAUUGAUCUUACUCAUCUUGAGUUGACUUGGAAGUCUUAGGAAUUCUGGACUCAAGAGAUUUGCUGGAAUGGAAACCAUAUCUCUGCUUUACCUUUGGUGGCUAUAGAAUCAAAUGAACAUGGGAAUGGUGCCUUUAGUGUCUAUUCUUUUCUACUGUAUUACUUUCUUAAUUUUACAUUUAAAAAGGGAAGUUAGCUUUAAUUCUUCGUGUUACCAUAUCAACUUAUGUUAAAGGGUUCAGUGCGUAUUGUCCAAAAUUGAUUAGGUGUGUACAUUCGAUUUUCCGUGUACAAAAUGGACAUCACUUCUAGCCCUAGAAAUGUGACAAAAGGGAAAAAAGGUUCACAAGAACUUGCUAUAAGCAGUUAAAAACAGUUUUAAGUGUGACAUUUUUUUAAACUUUCCUCCAGUGUUCAGAUCAAAUCUGACCGAUUUACAACUUUCCUAAAUCAUAAAUAUAGUGUUUUUCAUCUGAUUGCCUCAAGACCUUAUAUUUUCCUCCACACUAGGCAUUUCCUCCACACUAGGCAUCCCCAUACACACACCCACUCACCCACACAUCCACAUCCACAACCCCUUCACCCCUCACCCAUCUGCCCCCCACCCUU
Anguilla rostrata (American eel) is the source of this 4067-nucleotide messenger RNA. RefSeq names its product IgGFc-binding protein-like. The transcript has 6 exons. The record is from RefSeq and is a predicted model, not a curated record. Bases 797 to 3436 code for a protein of 879 amino acids. NCBI's taxonomy places the organism in Eukaryota, Metazoa, Chordata, Actinopteri, Anguilliformes, Anguillidae.